UACUUUAAUCUUUUAAUGGUAAUAAGAAAUGUAAUAAUCAUAAAUUAUUAUUUUGUAGAUGUUAAUUGGGGAAGUAGUACGCAAGCGCAAAUGUAUAAAACAGCGCUGUCGAGCGCCCACGCCCUGGCGCGUACGGGAGAGCACGUGAAGAACUACUGGCCACAACUGUUGGUGCUGGCUGGACGGCCUCAGGCCAGGCCGGCUCUCGUGGACCUCGGCAACCUUAUUUCCAAAGCCGGAUCGCUCAUGAUUGUUGGCGAUAUUAGUCAGGAGAAGUUGUCGUACAAGGUGCGCUCAGCCCGCGCGCGGAGCGACGACGAGUGGCUGCGCGGGCGCAAGGUGCGCGCGUUCUGCUCGCGCGUGCACGGCUUCAGCUUCGAGCCCGGCGCGCGCGCGCUCGUGCAGGCCUCCGGCGUCGGUCGCCUCGCGCCCAACGUGCUGCUCAUGGGCUACAAGUCUGACUGGACCACGUGUCCUGCUAACGACCUCGUCUCUUACUUCAAUGUCUUACAUACAGCUUUCGAGAACCGCUUGGCGGUGGCAAUAGUGCGCGUGAGCGGCGGGCUGGACUACAGCGCGGUGGUGUCGGAGGGCGCGGAGGAGGGCGCGGCGGGGUCGCUGACGGCCACCUCCUCCAGCGGCGAGCUGCGCGUGCGUCGCGACGGACUCAUCAUGCACGCCGAUUCAGACCUCGACAUACGCGACACCCAGCCCAAACACAACCUCUCCAACUUGCUAACACUGACCACGUCGAGAUCGUUCACGAUAUCGGAGUGCAAAGAGAAGGACAAAAAGAAGAAAGAGCGGAAACCGAACGACAUGCACCGGCAGAUCGUGUACAACACCGCGUCCGGGCUCGAGCUGUCCAAAUUCCAAUUGGCGCAGAUGAGCCUCUUCCAGAAGAAACAGGAGUCGGGCACGUUAGACGUGUGGUGGUUAUACGACGAUGGUGGGCUGACCAUCCUGUUACCGUACAUCAUCUCGCAGAGGUCCGCCUGGGCCAACUGCAAACUCAGGAUAUUCGCGCUUGCCAACCGACUGCACGAGAUGGAACUAGAGGAGAGAAACAUGGCGAACUUGCUGGCCAAGUUCCGGAUAGACUAUUCAUCGCUGACGAUGGUUCAAGAUAUAACAGAUCCGCCGCAACCUGAAACCAAAGCAUUGUUCGACGAAACUAUUAAGAAGUUCACAGAGGAAUCAGCUUCGCCAGAUUGCCGCAUCAGUGAUAUGGAGCUGCAGACGCUGGCGGUGAAAACGAACCGACAGUUGAGGCUGAGAGAGUUGCUGCUCGCCAACUCGAAAGAUGCUCGUCUCGUGGUCAUGUCGCUACCGAUGCCGAGAAAAGGCUCGAUAUCGGCGCCGCUGUACAUGGCGUGGCUGGAGAUGAUGAGCCGCGACUUGCCGCCGAUGCUGUUCGUACGCGGCAACCACACCUCAGUACUCACAUUCUAUUCUUAACGCCCCUCAUACAAUCGCAUUCUUAGAAAUAUAAAAUUAACUUUUCAUCAGAAUUCAUAGCCUUCAAAUCCAGAACUUUCCACUUAAAAUGGUAAUAAGAAAGACAACCGUCUCUGUCAUUUGAAUAUGAAUACAAUCAAACGAUGCGGACGUUCAUGUUGUGUUUAAAGCUACGUUCUUAAGGCCAGAUUAGUUUAUUAAGUGUGUUGAAGAAAUUUUGUUUGUUCACAUUUCCAUGAAUUAUUUAAAAUUGUUAUACUAAGGGUAGCUAGGGUGGGGCGGAAGUAUGGCUGAUAUAGAAAUGUCUUUGCCGACACUCGAAAAAGCCAUGCGUUUACAAGGGCCCUAACAUGGUCCAGGCUUUUCGUUGAAUUUGGCGACUUUUUUUUCUUUUUUGCGUCCGUCAGCUUGUCCCCUCCUAGAGAUAAUACGUAGCUAUGCCAAUGUUCUUUAUAGUGCCGCACAAAUUUUAAAUAGGCAGGGACUGCCAGCACUAUUUAACACCAUUACAAAAUACGAAUCGCUUGGAUGAUAGAUUAUAGAUUAAUUUUGAUAGUGCAUUUUACGUUUUUAUUUAUUUAGUUAAAUUAUAUUAGUUUAAAUGACAGUUCCAAAGAUAAUGUAGUACUUUAUAUAUAUUUUUAUUUUUAAUGUAUUUCGUUUUCUUUUUAAUAACGACAAUGUACACGUAUUUAACUUGUAACAAAGGGUUCAAUAAAAUUUCCAUUCGAUCAUAAGUGCUUACGAUAAAUCAUAUCCAUAUGUAUAUUAUAAACGCCACAGUACUCUCUGUCUGUUAUACUUUCACGGCUGAACCACUGCACCGACUUUGCUGUUUGUUAUGGAGAUACUUUGAGAUCCUAGGAAGGACAUAUUUUAUCCCGGGACAUUAUAUAACGGGAAAUUAUCCCGGAAUAACUCUAUCACGCGGGCGGAGCCGAGAGCAAAAGCUAGUCAUUUUAUAAAUUUGAAUACCGAGGUAAUAUUGAUGGUCAUUGUAUUGUCUAUAAUAUAUUAUUCAACUUUUUCCCACAGUAACUGUUGUUUUAAUAAUAUAUUUUGUACUUAUGAAGUAAGCUUAAUCAUUUGUAAUGCAUAAAUAAAUAUAAGUAAUAAAUAAAUUAAUUUAGUUUCAUAGACUAGAGUAUAGAGAAUGUAUGACAUGAAAUAAGUAAUUAUGUAAGUGUAUACAAUAUAUUUAGUUUUAUCUGUAAUAUAGACACUUUAAUUAUAGAGUCGAUUCCACAGAAUAAUUAGUUUCAUGAAUAACAACCGAUUUUGUGUAAGAAAAAAAUUGCGGCGAAAUGAGCUUAAAUAGUACCUACUUUGCAUUAAAUAACAAAAUGUCAGCAUAAUAUAUAUAGAUAGUAUUCCAAUCAAUUAUGCGUAUGUUCAGAAAAUAACCCAAAUAAUAACGUGCCUCGUAAUGUGAAAUUUAUUACUUACCUAUGUAUUUUGUGAUAUUUCGUAUUACACAAUAAAUUUUAUAUUUUCUAGA
This is a messenger RNA of Manduca sexta (tobacco hornworm), 2956 nucleotides long. Its product is annotated as bumetanide-sensitive sodium-(potassium)-chloride cotransporter-like. Gene Ontology annotation, cellular component: membrane. The transcript has 8 exons. The record is from RefSeq and is a predicted model, not a curated record. Bases 16 to 1458 code for a protein of 480 amino acids. Gene Ontology annotation, molecular function: sodium:potassium:chloride symporter activity. Gene Ontology annotation, biological process: sodium ion homeostasis; cell volume homeostasis; sodium ion transmembrane transport. Lineage: Eukaryota; Metazoa; Arthropoda; Insecta; Lepidoptera; Sphingidae.